This is a messenger RNA of Quercus robur (English oak), 704 nucleotides long. Its product is annotated as nucleoporin alm1-like. The transcript has a single exon. Gene Ontology annotation, cellular component: chloroplast outer membrane. Gene Ontology annotation, biological process: chloroplast organization. Bases 45 to 704 code for a protein of 219 amino acids. Lineage: Eukaryota; Viridiplantae; Streptophyta; Magnoliopsida; Fagales; Fagaceae. The record is from RefSeq and is a predicted model, not a curated record.
UGAGAUAAACAAAAACAGAGGGUUCGUGUAAUCAUGAUCUUUCCAUGGUGGCUGGGAAGGUGAGAAUGGCAAUGGGGCUACAAAAGUCUCCGGCGAGUUCGAAACGAGAAACGCCACCGAAGCCUCCAUUGUUGUCGCCGAAUCCGAGUCCGACUAAUAAAUCUCCUCCGAAAGCCGUGUUCUCACGCUCCUUCGGCGUGUACUUUCCACACUCCUCCGCUCAUGUUCAACCUCGCCCACCUGACGUCACCAAGUUGCUUCGCGUCGUCAAAGAUCUGCGCGAGCGAGAGUCGCUGUUGAAAACCGAACUCUUGGGGCACAAGCUUUUGAAAGAGUCGGUGGCUAUUGUUCCUGUCCUGGAGAGCGAGAUCUCAUCCAAGAAUGCAGAGAUUGAUAGAGCUUCGAAGCGAGUGGAUGCGUUGGAGAUUGAGAACCAAAAGUUGAGAAUGGAACUGGAGGAGUUGAGGACAAAGAUUGAAUACGAAAGAGAAGAAAGCGAGAAGAAGUUGAAGGCAAUGGAGGUUGAAAUCUCAGAGUUGAAGAAAACGGUGUCGGAUCGUAGUAGUAGUAGUAGUAUUCUAAUAGAAAGCGAGGAGCUCUCGUCUUCGCAAAGGUUUCAAGGCUUAAUGGAAGUCGCUGUGAAAUCAAAUCUCAUUAAGAACUUGAAAAAGCUCCAUGUACUUUGUUCUUAUAGAAGUUCUUAA